Molecule: messenger RNA, 2053 nt
Organism: Punica granatum (pomegranate)
Lineage: Eukaryota; Viridiplantae; Streptophyta; Magnoliopsida; Myrtales; Lythraceae
Source: RefSeq, a predicted model, not a curated record
GGAGGGAAAGGAAGGAGAGGAGAGGAGAGGAGAGGAGAGGGGAGGAGUAAAGAAGGUUCCGUUGCAGUGAUGGAGAUGGAAAUUGAACGACUCUCCAAAUCAUUGUCGAGCUGAGAAUCAGAAACGGUAAGCAGACGGAAGGAUCAGUUCAUGCCGGUCUUCGAGCAUGAAUGUCUCCGAGACAUAGCCGCCAUGGUUGACGGUUUUUCUGCCCCAUCUAGCUUCCGUGGGUGUUGAGCUGGGGUUGAUGUGUGAUGCCGAGAUCGGUCGGAGCUUUUCUUCAAAGAAGAGCUGUGGACGGUGCCUCUCUUCCAAGGCUCGGUCCGUUUCUGUUAGUUGGGCUCCAGUGCCUUGCUUUGCUGCUGUGUUCUUAUACCGGUUAUGGCGAUAGUAACGGAGGAGGUGCGGUUACACAUAGGUUUCUAGGUGAUCAAAUGUGUGGGCAUGAGGUUGAGCCACGGCUGGCUAACAUACCCUUUGCUCUGCCCAAUUUUGAUGUUUGUCCUAUCUUCCAUGAGAGGGCUCCAUAUUGUGUAGGGCCUCGGUCAGAAAUUUGUGACAUUCAAGUAGAGUCCAAAGGGGAACUCCAAGAUCAUUUUGCAAGUACCAAAGAGCAGGGUGAGGGAGAGAGAAAGGGUGAUAGGAUAUCACGUGAUAGACCACCGAAACUCGAUGAGUUUAAAUAUAAAGCAAUCAAUCCUAGAGAAAAGUCGGUGCCUGGCCAAAAUGUAAGCAUCAUGCACAGAGUGGAGCCCAGCGGGGUGGAAUACAACUAUGCAUCUGCCUCGAAGGGAGCUAAGGUCUUGGCUUAUAACAAAGAGGCGAAAGGCACUUCAAAUAUUUUGGGUAAGGAUAUGGACAAGUACCUUCGGAAUCCAUGCUCAGCUGAGGUUAAAUUCGUGAUUAUAGAACUAUCUGAAGAAACUCUUGUCUGUACAAUUGAGAUAGCAAAUUUUGAGCACCAUUCUUCCAACCUGAAGGAUUUUGAGGUACUGGGCAAUCUGAUUUAUCCGACUGAGAAUUGGGUGAAGCUUGGACAUUUCACUGCUAAAAAGGUGAAACAAUCACAGAGGUUUACACUUAAGGAGCCAAAGUGGGCGAGGUAUCUGAAAUUAGAUUUACUUAGCCACUAUGGUUCAGAGUUUUACUGUACCCUAAGCACAGUAAAAGUUUAUGGAAUCGAUGCAGUUGAACACAUGUUGGAGGAUUUGAUUUCUGUUCAAGAUCAUGCGUUUCACCCUGAGGAAUCGGUGGAAGAAACAAGAUCAACUUUGCCACAGCCAAUGGCCCCCCAAACUGAUCGACCCCAUCAGGAUCAUGUUUCUGAAGGUUACUCUGAACCAGUAUCUGACGAUAAGCAGAAACAGGAGGCUGACCACGUGAGUCAAUCUGGUGAUCAGACUAGGGAUAUACAGCCGCAGCCUGUUGGAAGAGUUGCAGGAGAGAGUGUUAUGAAGAUACUGAUGCAGAAGGUACGGUCUCUGGAUGUGAAUUUGUCGAUAUUGGAACGGUACUUACAAGAGCUAAACACGAGAUACGGGGAUCUCUUUAAAGAAUUAGAUGAAGAAGUUGCGCAGACGGCCAUGCUCUUGGAGAAGAUGAGAUUGGAUGUGAUGAGUCUUAUUGAAAACAAGGAGGAAACAGUGAAAGAUGUAGCUGAUUUAGUUUCGUGGAAAUCCCUUGUUUCCUCGCAAUUCGAUAUCCUGAGCAGGGAAAACGAAAUUCUCAGAUCCCAAAUGGAAAGGGUCACGGACUUUUGGGUGGAUCUGGAGAACAAAAAUAUCGUCGUGCUUCUUCUAACAUUUAUGUUUGGUUCCUUCUCGGCUAUUAAGUUAGUUGCAGAUUUGACGGUAAAUACUUUUAGGAGGAAACAGAAUUUUGCAGAAUUUUGUAAGUCUAAGAUCUCAUGGAUCUUCUUCUUGUUGAAUUGUGCAACUGUGGCAUUAAUUCUUUUACUCUGACUACUUCGAAGAGCUGCCUACUUGUAGAAAUGUCUAUACAAAGGAUAUAUGCUUCAUUUUGCUACUUCGUGAUAUCGAAUUCUUACAGAUAA